Molecule: messenger RNA, 883 nt
Organism: Penaeus monodon (black tiger shrimp)
Lineage: Eukaryota; Metazoa; Arthropoda; Malacostraca; Decapoda; Penaeidae
Product: complement factor I-like
Exons: 4
Coding region: 120-419 (99 amino acids)
Molecular function (GO): protein binding
Source: RefSeq, a predicted model, not a curated record
GCAAGUGCGUGAAUGAAUUCAUAUAAAUGAGCAGAGAACCCACAGACCGGCCAGUGUAAAGGAAACACCUACGAAAAUUGUGUGUUAUCUCCACUUCUCCUCAGUGACCCUAAGGCAACAUGCAUCUCAAACUCUUCAGCAUCCUGCUCCUCCUGGUCGCCGCUGGGAGCGCGAAGGUCGGCGAGCGAGGCAACUGCCGCAGUGGAUAUUUGCAAUGCAAGGAUAACAUGUGCAUUCCUAAGGAGCUCUUCUGUGACGGAUUCUUCGAUUGUGGAUUCGGAGAAGAUGAGUCUGGCUGCCCGAAAGUGAAGCCGAGUCACGACGCCCCUUUCCUCGCCGACCACCCGGGGGAGGCAGCACAUUUCGCAGCCGACCCCAGCGAAGCAGAAGCCCCGGUAUUCCCUCUGGAGUUCUUGUGAUGAAAAGGUCUCGCGCAGGAGGUGAUGCACGGGAGAUCGCGAGGCAGUAGUAGGGUGCAAGAAUUGGUGUGGCAGUGCAGUUAUGUUGAAGGCAAGAACUGAUAGGGAGGUGCCAUUAUUCUGAAGGCAGUUAGUGGGAAGGCAAAAAUCGAUAGGGAGGUGCAGUUAUUGAGAAGGGAAGGACUGAUAGGGAGGUGCAACUAUUUGAAGGCAAGAGCUUAUUAUGAGGAACUGGGAAGAUUUCGACGCUGCAGAGGAGGAUGGGGGUGACGCACAGCCUAAAAGUACAAGUAUUGACGAUUUUGGUUCAGGAAUAUUUCUGGCGAUGCCUUCGUUAAGAAUGCAGGUUCAUUGUGAAGAAAAAGAACAUCUUGGGAGAAAAAAAAAUCCCAUGUGGUAAAACUUACGAGCAGACAACCAUCAAAAGUCUUAUUUAGUUAAUUAUGAUAUCAAGUAAAAAAAAA